Molecule: messenger RNA, 2910 nt
Organism: Encephalitozoon romaleae SJ-2008
Lineage: Eukaryota; Fungi; Microsporidia; Unikaryonidae
Exons: 1
Coding region: 1-2910 (969 amino acids)
Cellular component (GO): nucleus
Molecular function (GO): nucleic acid binding; protein binding
Source: RefSeq, a predicted model, not a curated record
AUGCACUAUGCAAUAAGGACUAUCGAAGACCCUAGCUCUGUGGUUUCCGGAGAAAAGAUAGAAUAUGAAAAGAAGUCAUGCAUUGCCGUAUCCAAGGGAACAGCCGUCGAAGUAUAUAAUCUAGACAUGAGACUUGUGGAUGUCAUAUACCCCAAUGGAUAUGUAACGCUCGUUGUUCCUGUGACAUUUAGAAACUCCAAGAGGUUCCUAAUGGUCAGUAAGGAGGGAAAGUAUGUCAUCAUGGAUGGAAGACGGCCCAUUGUGAGUGGAAAGAUGGCAACUCCGUCAACCUAUACUAGGUGCAUCAGAACCUUGAAAAAUCUUAUAUUUAUUGCAGAGAGUGGUAUUGUCAGUGUGGCUGCUCUGAGCUAUGAUGGGCUAAUCUUUGGGGACGAUGCAAAUGACUUUGGAUACUACAAGAUUCUUGAUUGCUUUUCCGGCAAAAACGACGUUGGUUUCCUGCUGGAAGACAUCUCUGGAGACAUCUUUUACUCGAGGUAUCUAAUGGCUUCUAGUAAGCCCAGAAUGAUUCUGAAGGAAAAGGCUCUUCUUAGAAAAGGUCUUGUGUCUGCAAGGCCUAUGGGCGAUGGAUUGCUUCUUAUAGGGGGAGGGAAAGCUUACUAUUAUGUAAGAGAUAAGUUUAUGCUUGAAAGUGAAUUUGCAAAUCCUGGAAUCAAGAAUAGUAUAGUGGCAGAGGGAAGCGUUUUGCUUUCUAUGGAAGACGGAGAGGUCAUACGCAUUUCUUUGGAAAAGAGAAUGUCGUUUGGAAGUAGAACCUAUAGUUGUGAAAGCAUGGUCAGUGAAGAGCCAUUUAUCAAGGUUGAGGUUCUAGGUAACCUUAGAACUUGGUUCAGUGUAUUGCUUCGCCUUGGAGGGGAGCUUUAUUAUGGAGGAUCGUGCUCUGGACAUUCUUACCAUCUGAAAAUAGGAAAAGAAAUGAAGAUUCUGAAAAUGUUUGCAAGCAGUCCUUACCCAGCAUGCUUGACAUAUCUUGGAGCUUCCUUUAGAUAUAUCACGAAGAAUGCGAUUAAGAGGAUUACAUAUGCGGUUGAUCUCGCUGCAGAGUCAAGAUAUAGCCUCUCUAAGGUUAUUCAAAGGUUUGGGAUGGUAGAUGACACUCUGAUUGUAUCAUAUCCAAAUGAAGGAAAAAUACUCGGAGACUCUAUGGGUGGUGAAAAAUGUUUCAGCGAGAUCCUGAAUAUACAUAUCGAUGAUUAUUGCUGUUUCAACACCAAAACCCAUGUGUUUUGCUUGAAAGAGAAGAAUUUUAUAGGAUUAGAGAUAGGGGACAUUGUCUUAUCUUCAUUCUAUCAAGAUCUAUGUGCUAUAUUCACUGGAGACAGGCUUCUUAAGGUAAUAUGCCUUGAGACGAUGGAAUGCAUUAGGUCUGUGGAAUGCCCCUAUGAGGUCAGCCUUCUUCACUUCAACAGCUGUCUGUUUAUAUCUACAUAUUAUGAUGAGUUUAUCAUUAUGGACAAGCUCCUUCGAGUUAUACACAAAAGAAAGCAAAAGGUCCUCAAGUCUGCAUCGGUUGUGAACGGCAGGCUUUUCUUCAGUGACAUGUGCGGAGUAGGAUAUGAAGCUGUAUGCAAAAAAGAAUCUAAAGCAAGCUCAGAUGGCAUCUCAUCGAUAUUGGAAAGGCUUGAGGAAGAAAGCGAAUGGGAGCUUCUAGACAUCAAGCCCUCAUUUUUUUCAGGUUGUAUGAUUGAAAUUAUGGUUCCUGUGGGGAGACAUAUAAUGGGAAUAGGGAGAUCCACUAUAUUUGUGGAUCCCCAGGACUUUUCAUGCUAUAGAUGUUCUCUGGAGGGAAUCUCCUAUGCCCAGGUCACAGAUCAGUUGUAUGUUUCUGUAGGGAAAUCUAUCUAUAAAUGUCACCUAGGAUCCAUUCCUAGGGUAAAGAUCUCCACCGAGAACAGAUUACAGGGGACAAAUCCUGGAGACAUGUGUUCUAUGAAGUUUUCCAUUACAAGACAUGGAAAGGAGAUCACCGGAAUGGUGAACCCUAUUCUCAGGAUUGAUGAAGAUGCAACCGUUAACUCAUAUCUUACACUGAAAGCAAGGAGACAUGCAUACAACUUCUUUCUCCAGGACGAAAUAAUAAUGGAUGGAAGGUUUCUAACAAAACAUUACUUUGCUGUUGUAAGUAACCUUCCUAAAGAAGGCAAAUUUUCAAAGCUUGCCAUGUUCUCCACAAAAGACAACACUAUCAAGCUUAUCCAUGAAAGUAUAGAUGAGGGUAUUGUGUAUGCACUUGAUACCAAUGAGGAUUAUUUGGUAACACAUAGAGAUCAUACCAUACAUAUAUAUAAGAGGCAAGCCCAAAUUCUUGUGGAGCUAUGUGCAAUGAAGAUAGAUUUUGUCCCGUAUAGAAUAGUAAUGGAUAGAGAUAGGAUUGCUUGCUCAUGUGUUUAUAGAUCUUUUGGAGUCUUCACAUUUAACCAAGAAACCAACCAUUUGUCUUUGGACUUUCUUUCCACUAGUAAGGAGCAAGUGGAGUCUAUGGUAUUUGGCCUAGGGAGUCUUAUAAUUGCAACUACAGAUGGGAAGAUUCUGUUUUUGGAUGAGAACUAUAAGGCAGAGGCCUUCCUCCUUGGAGAUAGAAUAACAAGUAUGUGCCCAGGCACUCUAUCACUCUGUCGAUCUGAUUCUAUUUAUUUCAUAACAAGAAACGGUGGGGUAGGAAUACUAACACCCAUUGACCUUAAUAAGAAGGAUCUUGAGGCUUUGAUAGAACUAGAAAGAUAUGCCAACGAACUGGCACCAUUCUAUCGAGAUAAGACAUCUAAGGUCAUAAAUAUCAGUGUGAUAAAUAAUAUGAAAAGUAGUGAUUUGGAAGAUUUUAUUUCCACUAGAAAGUAUGAUAGGAACAGACUAAUCACUGUGCUGGGUGAAGUCAACUCCUUAUAUUAG